This is a messenger RNA of Alternaria conjuncta, 2010 nucleotides long. RefSeq lists its product as uncharacterized. Gene Ontology annotation, molecular function: oxidoreductase activity. The record is from RefSeq and is a predicted model, not a curated record. NCBI's taxonomy places the organism in Eukaryota, Fungi, Ascomycota, Dothideomycetes, Pleosporales, Pleosporaceae. Gene Ontology annotation, cellular component: late endosome; cytoplasm. The transcript is spliced from 4 exons. Gene Ontology annotation, biological process: retrograde transport, endosome to Golgi. Bases 1 to 2010 code for a protein of 669 amino acids.
AUGGGAGCUGAUACUGUCAUCCUGGGUGCAGGUGUCAUUGGCCUCGCGACGGCCUACCAGCUCGCUCUUGCUCAUCAAGAGGCUGCCAACGCGACAUCCAGGCCACCUGGCAAGAUCAUCGUCGUCGAACGAGCUGCGCAUAUCAGUCCUGCUGCUUCUGGUCAAGCGACAGGCGGACUUGGAGAUUUCGGCUUCGCGAGUGGUGUCGCUGAUUUGGGCGUUUUGUCCUACAAAAUGUUUCAGGAACUUGCUGUCACGAAGGGAAUGAAGGAGUUCGGCUUUAGCGAGUCUACGAUCUAUCGCAUCAUACCCGAUAACUUCACGGGUACGCCUGAGCCGCCUGAUACUUGGGGUCCAAGUCUUCCCGUUGAACAGCCUGUGUCUGCGCUCCCUGACUGGAUCAAAUCCAAGAGUAACUGGUCAGUGCAGCCUCAAUUUUGCCACUUUCUCUUCAAAGAGAGCAAGAAACUAGGCGUUCAGUUCAUCUUCAACGCGAACGCAACAUCAGUUCAAACCGCACAAGGAGCGAAACAUUUCACCAGCAUCCAAAUCAAGCAACAAGCUAGCGAUCCUCUCAACCUCCCCUGCAAGAGUCUAGUCAUAGCAGCAGGCCCCUGGUCCCCACACGUCUUCUCAACACUCUUCCCCAACGCAUCUCUCCAACUCCCAAUGAACUCCACAGCCUCAGCCGGAAACCAUUUCCGCAUCCGCACAUCCAACUGGAAACCAGAGGACGACAAGAAGGGAAGUCAUCAAAUCUUCUUUCAGAGCGAAGUUCCGGGUAGACAGGGUCUUGACAUCACCAGUUUUCCGGGCGGUGAGUUGUAUGUGGGUGGAUGGGGAGCGGAACAGGAAGAACUUCCUGAGCUUGCGCAGGAUGUGCAUGCGCAGCUGGGUGAGAUUGAGAGGAUGAAGGCGGUUGUGAAGGGGUAUCUGAGAGUGCCGGGGGAUGAAGAGUUGGAUGUGUUUGCGCUGGGGAGGUGUUAUAGACCGCUUGCGACGUUUGGACAUCCGAUUAUUACGAAGGUGGACUGGGAGUUGCUGGGUAUGGAUGAUAGGUCCCAGGACGCGCUCUCACCUUCCCUCUCCAGUCCACGACUUCCAUACCCCGGUUUGCCGGAAAGAACGCUCGAUCGUCUUGGACUAAAAGGCGGCAUGAGUGUCAAAGCACAAACCGAUGGUCUACUCAAGGCCCUGCAAGGGAUGCGCGAAGUAGACCGCAGCAAUAUCGUGGAGCACCUGCCUCCCGAGAAAGUCCGGGAUGCCUUUCUACUUCUUCUUCGCCAGCAAGAUGAAGCCCCAGUCCCGCAAUCUCAACCGCUUGUCGAUAAUCCUCCGCCCCUAGAUCAAGAAGGCCCAACAGUCGAAUCGAUUGCUGUACCCAAAAAGCGGGCUGUCUCUGCGGAAACCUCCAAUGGGUCAAAGCGAGCAAAGGUCGAUGCAGCUGUACAGCAACAGGCUGACAGUGACGCAGCGCACGUUGUAGUAAAGAAAGAGCGGGAGACCAUUGACCUCACUAGCGACGACCAGAAUCCAGAGCCCGAGACUGAUAAUCAGCGACAGAUGGAAGAAGAACCCGAACCGCACGACCUUGCGAUGUACUUGCGCUUUCGCACCGAGGCGGGACGCAAUGUCUUGAAAGACUUUGAUGAUCUUCCCACACCAGUUCAAGCGGAGCUGAUGCGACGCUACAAGGAAAUGUGGUCGGCCACCAAGAACAGAAGAAAUGACUACACAACUUGCACUACCAAGCCGGCAAGGUACACCGAUAACCCAGACAAACCUUGGUGCAUUCGAAACCUCGUCGUCCGUGGUUCGCGUGGAACUGGGCAGCUCUUCAGCCAUGGCGGCGAUUUCAAAGACACUGCGGAUGACAGAUGCGUUAAUGCUUCCCAACCUUGUGCUCACUUUGCCAGACACAAGGGCAAGUACAUCAUUCGGUUUGUGCCUUUACCGAUGAGUCUACGUGAGGGCACGACAUGGACAGACCUUGGAUAUUGGGUAUUGUGA